Molecule: messenger RNA, 879 nt
Organism: Scomber japonicus (chub mackerel)
Lineage: Eukaryota; Metazoa; Chordata; Actinopteri; Scombriformes; Scombridae
Gene: gchfr
Product: GTP cyclohydrolase I feedback regulator
Exons: 3
Coding region: 124-384 (86 amino acids)
Biological process (GO): negative regulation of biosynthetic process
Cellular component (GO): cytoplasm; nucleus
Molecular function (GO): GTP cyclohydrolase binding
Source: RefSeq, a predicted model, not a curated record
UGUUUCCGCAUUCCGCAAAGAGCUGUCAGCAGAAGCGCAAGUUGGACCGGGGACUGUCGCGUCUGGAAAGAAACCUCCUCAGUCACACCCAGGGGAAUAGCCGUCCAAAGCCAAGGAGGAGGGAUGCCGUACAUGCUCAUCAGCACGCAGAUCAGACUGGAGAACGGUCCCACAAAUGUAGGAGAUGAAUAUUCUGAUCCAGCAGUCAUGAAUUACUUGGGAGCAAGGAAAACAACCAUGCUGGGAAACAAUUUUUCCGAGUACCAUGUGGACGACCCACCUCGCCUGGUGUUGGACAAGCUGGAGAAGAUCGGCUUCCGCGUAAUGACAAUGACGGGAGUGGGACAGACGCUGGUGUGGUGCCUUCACAAGGAGACGGACUGAUUGAUCGUGGAGCGAGUUUUGACUGAAUCCAAAUACCUAUAUAUGCCUUUAAAAGGUGAAUGAAAUAUGCUGAAGAAUUUAUAUUACUUAUUUUUUUUUAAAUUUGGUUCUCUGUUGUACAUUUAGUAUAUUGACUGUUAAAAAUCAGAGCACUGUCAAAUGACAAUGUUUUUUUUAAAAUUGAGAUUAUCCCAGACGUAAGGUUUGAGAUUACGUUGUUUAGGUUAUAGGCCACCAAUUUCCAAACCACAUUCCAGAGCUUUUGUAAGACCCUUUGCCAAUAUUGUUUACAACUCGUGACUCGUGUAGGUAGUGACAGCUAGUUGAACUGUUAAUAUGUAAUUAUAACUUGAUAAAAGGCUAAUGUGAAAGAUUUCAGCUCAUAGAAAAAGCUUCACCCAGUUGCCCUAUGGACCACUAUGCUAGAUGUACUUUUGUAAAGAUGUUUUUGUUAGUGUAGCAUAUGCUUAUGAUUAAAUGAUGCAGUGAUGUGGA